AUGCCAUCCUCCAUCCCCUGGGUUCUCCUCCUGCUGGCAGGUCUGUGCUAUCAGGUUCCUGGCUCCCUGCUCGCCCCCAGGCAGGAUCACAGUCUCCAUCAGCAUGGACGCUUCCCCAACAUAGCCACCAAACUGGACAACUUUGCCUUCAGCCUGUACCGCAGACUGGCCCCAAAAUCCAACAACAACAUCUUCUUCUCCCCCGUGAGCAUCGCUACAGCCUUCACAAAGCUCUCCCUGGGGACCAAAGGGAACACUGGCACCCAGAUCCUACAGGGCCUAGAUUUUAACUUCAAGGAGACAGCUAAGGCCAAUACCCACAGCUUGCAGCAUUUCCUUGACACCUUCAACUUGUCAGCCAGCCAGUUCCAGCUGACCAGCACAAGUGUGUUAUUCAUGGAUAAAAAUCUGAAGCAAGUGCAUGAGUUUUUGGAGGAUGUCACAAAGCUGUAUCACUUCUCCGUCAACUUCAGAGACACAGAGGAGGCCACGAAACAGAUCAACCAGUACAUAGAGAAGGGAACCCAAGGAAAAAUUGUGGAUUUGGUCCAAGAUCUUGACAGAGACACAACUCUUAUUCUGGUGAAUUACAUUCUCUUUCCAGGCAAAUGGGAGGAUAACUUCAAGUUUGAGCACAUCGUGGAAGGAAACUUCUACGUGAGUGAAAACACCAAAAUCAAGGUGCUCAUGAUGAGCCGCCUGGGCAUGUUUGACCUCCACUGGGAAAAGGAGCUUUCCAGUUGGCUGCUGAGGCAGAGCUGCCAGGGCAGAGUCAGCGCCUUCUUGAUCCUGCCCAACCUCAGGAAGAGGCAGCAGCUGGAGAGCAAGCUGGCCAAGGAGGUCCUGGCCAAGUUCCUGGAAAAAAGACAAGCCAGGUCUGCCAGUUUGCGCUUGCCCAAACUGUCCAUCUCUGGAACCUACGAUCUGAAAAGCGUCCUGAGCAAAAUGGGCAUCACCAAGGUCUUCAGCGCCGAGGCUGACCUCUCUGAGAUCACUGAGGAAGGGCCCUUGAUGCUGUCCAAGGCCAUGCAUAAGGCUAUGCUGAGCAUCGAUGAGAAUGUAACAGAAUAUUCUGGAGUCAUCCCUUCAGAAGAGAACACCUGGUCUAAGCAUCUGUCCAUCUUGUUCAACUGGCCCUUCUUAGUCAUCAUCAAGGAUGAGAACACCAACAUUCCUCUCUUCAUGGGAAAGAUGGUGAACCCCAUGCAGAAAUGA
Molecule: messenger RNA, 1215 nt
Organism: Canis lupus familiaris (dog)
Lineage: Eukaryota; Metazoa; Chordata; Mammalia; Carnivora; Canidae
Product: alpha-1-antiproteinase-like
Biological process (GO): negative regulation of endopeptidase activity
Molecular function (GO): serine-type endopeptidase inhibitor activity
Source: RefSeq, a predicted model, not a curated record